This is a messenger RNA of Paramecium tetraurelia, 1860 nucleotides long. RefSeq lists its product as uncharacterized. The record is from RefSeq and is a predicted model, not a curated record. NCBI's taxonomy places the organism in Eukaryota, Ciliophora, Oligohymenophorea, Peniculida, Parameciidae. Gene Ontology annotation, molecular function: phosphoglucomutase activity; magnesium ion binding. Gene Ontology annotation, cellular component: cytosol. The transcript has 5 exons. Gene Ontology annotation, biological process: carbohydrate metabolic process.
CCUUAUCCUAUUUAUUAUCCCUAUUCUGCAUGAAAGAUAUCAAUGAUGAGAAGAAUUAAGACUGAGAUUAAUUGAAUUAAAAUCAUAAAAUUAAUGUAAUAAGUAAUUCCAGCACCAAGAGUUUAAGUAACAUAACCAUAUGCAGGGCAAAAGCCAGGUACUUCAGGGUUACGUAAAAAGGUGAGUGAGGCAACUUAGCCUAAUUAUUUAGAGAACUUUGUGCAAAGCAUUUUCAACACAUUACGCAAGGAUGAAUUGAAGCCUAAGAAUGUUCUCUUUGUUGGUGGAGAUGGAAGGUACUUUAAUAGAUAGGCUAUUUUCUCAAUAAUUCGUUUGGCUUAUGCAAAUGAUAUAAGCGAGGUACAUGUUGGCUAAGCAGGUUUAAUGUCUACUCCUGCCUCUUCACACUAUAUUCGUAAGGUUAAUGAAGAAGUUGGAAAUUGCAUAGGAGGAAUAAUCCUUACUGCUUCUCAUAAUCCAGGUGGCAAAGAACAUGGAGAUUUUGGAAUCAAGUUCAAUGUAAGAACAGGUGCUCCUGCUCCAGAAGACUUCACUGAUUAAAUCUACACACAUACGACUAAAAUUAAGGAAUAUUUAACAGUAGAUUAUGAAUUCGAGAAACACAUAAAUUUAGACUAAAUAGGAGUAUACAAAUUCGAAGGCACUAGAUUAGAAAAAUCACACUUUGAAGUGAAGGUAGUAGACACAGUUUAGGACUAUACUCAAUUGAUGUAGAAACUUUUUGAUUUCGAUUUGCUUAAAGGAUUAUUCUCAAAUAAAGAUUUUUCAUUUAGAUUUGAUGGUAUGCAUGGUGUUGCAGGACCUUAUGCUAAACACAUUUUUGGCACCUUAUUAGGAUGUUCAAAGGAGUCUCUAUUGAAUUGUGAUCCAUCUGAAGAUUUUGGAGGCGGUCAUCCAGAUCCAAAUUUGACUUAUGCUCAUGAUCUAGUUGAAUUAUUGGAUAUUCAUAAGAAAAAGGAUGUAGGUACAGUGCCAUAAUUUGGAGCUGCAUGUGAUGGAGAUGCCGAUAGAAAUAUGAUCUUAGGUAGAUAAUUCUUUGUAACACCUUCUGAUUCCUUGGCAGUUAUAGCUGCUAAUGCUAAUUUAAUAUUUAAAAAUGGCUUAUUAGGUGCAGCUAGAUCUAUGCCAACUUCAGGAGCUUUGGAUAAGGUUGCAGCCAAGAAUGGAAUAAAACUAUUUGAAACACCAACAGGUUGGAAAUUCUUUGGAAAUUUAAUGGAUGCAGGAUUGAUCAAUCUAUGUGGAGAAGAAAGUUUUGGAACUGGGUCAAAUCAUAUCAGAGAAAAAGAUGGAAUUUGGGCAGUGUUAGCAUGGUUGACUAUUUUGGCACAUAAAAAUAAGAAUACUGAUCAUUUUGUCACUGUUGAAGAAAUAGUCACUUAAUAUUGGUAAUAAUUUGGUAGAAACUAUUACUCAAGAUAUGAUUAUGAAUAAGUUGAUUCUGCUGGUGCUAAUAAAAUGAUGGAGCAUUUAAAAACUAAAUUCUAAUAUUUUGAAUAAUUGAAACAAGGAAAUAAAGCCGAUAUUUAUGAUUAUGUUGAUCCUGUUGAUCAAUCAGUGUCAAAAAACCAAGGAGUUAGAUUCGUUUUUGGAGAUGGAUCAAGAAUUAUAUUUAGAUUGAGUGGUACUGGAUCAGUAGGUGCUACUAUUAGAAUCUACUUUGAAUAAUUUGAAUAAUAGUAGAUUCAACAUGAAACAGCUACUGCUUUAGCCAAUAUUAUUAAGCUUGGAUUGGAAAUCAGUGAUAUUGCUUAAUUCACAGGAAGAAAUGAACCAACUGUCAUAACUUGAACAAUCAAUCAUAUUAAUAAAUCAAUAUACAAUAUUCUUAUUAUUAUA